AUGAAACUUAUGGAUGAGGAAUGGAAAUGCUCACGAUUUAGUUACUCAUACCCUCAGAUCGUCCAGCAAGCUCUUGGUAGUUCGGUCAAGAAUUUCCAAUAUUUUGCCUGCAGUGGGCAUCGAACAGACGGGAUCGAGGAGCAAGCCAAGAAACUUGAAGGUGAUCUUGACUUGGUUGUGUUGACGGCUGGCGGUAACGACCUAUGUUUGGCUGGCAUGAUCAAAGAUUGCGUCUUUCUACCUUGGAGCGAGUCAGCAUGCGAAAAGGUGCUCAGUAAGGCACAGAGCAACAUCAACAACAUCUUGAAACCAAACAUUAGAUCAGUGCUGGACGCACUGGAAGAUAAGAUGCGCAAAGACAGUAUUGUGGUCUAUAACGGAUAUGCUCCGUUCUUCAACACCGAGAACGAGGACUGCUCUACAAAACAAAGAUGGGCCCUGCUUGAGUGGGCUUUCACCAGCUAUGCGGGUACUCCUGCGAUUCCAUUAUCAGUUGAGAGGCGAAAGAGAUUCAAUGCACUUGUCGAGGAUAUCAACAAGGCAAUAUCCGAAGUUGUUGCUGAGUAUGAUGGGAAGAAGAAAUACCGGAUUGCAUACUCGGAUUGGAGCGAGUGGCCAGCAAUUGUGGAUGGACAGAUGUGCUCGCCAACUGAUGACACUGGCAAAUACCCAAACGAAAAACAACCCAUGAUGCAGUUUUUCAAACCCGAUACUCAUUUACCUGUAGCGGUCCAUGAUGAGUUCAAGCGAAGUGAGAUCACCAGUUCGGUGGGAAUACUUGACAACAUCACACUUCCAGAUGAGAAUUUGUACGACUCGAUACUGUACAAAUCCCCAAAUCCACCUGUGGUCGCGCUUGAUCGCCUUGAAAACAGGGCCAAUCUCGCCCCAAAUUGCCCAGGAGAUGGAACACUGGGGUUGCCUUGGGGAAUCGGACUCCCAGACUCGUUCUUAUGCAACUUCCACCCCAACAUGAAGGGCCACGAGACCAUUGCGGCAAGUACCCUUGAGACCAUCGCUUUGAUGCGGGCCAAAAUUCUUGGCAAGAACCCGUGCCCAAUUACCAUCGAGGACGAAUUCAAAUGCUGGUCAUCGGACGGUCUCGACUGGCCCCGGCCGUACGCAGGCUGGGAGCGGCUGGACAAGUCCUACAAGGAGUUUUGCGAGAAUUUGAAGCCGCCUGCCGACACUGUCAACUGGCAGAGGGAGCAAGAUUAUAACGUCGGCACGAUCGAGGAGCACAAGUACAAGGUCAAGCUGAACAACGACGCCUCGCAGUUCAGUAAGAAUGAGUGCCUCGACAGCUUCAAGAAGCUCAUAUUCAGUUGCGAUACGGACAAAGGAGAGAGCAACCCGAUGGGCUGGAAGUACGGCGGGCGGUACGUCCGCGGGUCCACGACGUACGAAUUGUAUCCAAAGUGGGAACGGCCCACGCACAAACGCGCUGACGGCGAGUGCAGCUACAAGAACCAAUGGCUGCGGUACGAGUACAACCUCCAGGGCAAGGGCUGGGCCGGAUGGGACAACGGCAAGGAGACGCUGCUGCCGGCACUGAAAGGAUGCAAGCUGCUGACCCCAACCUCAUUCGAGUUUGGGUACUGCGCGCCCAAGGGCGACCACAAAUGCGGCGACAACAAUGACUGGUGGGCUACGUUCUUCACAACCAUUGGGGUCAACGGACGCUGCAUGGACAAUCAGAAUGUAGUUGCCAAGUCAGCCGGGGGUCACUUUCAUAAGUGGAAGGAAUCGGGAGGCAAUUAUGAUGAUGUUGGAUGCUCAGAACUAUGA
Molecule: messenger RNA, 1788 nt
Organism: Diaporthe batatas
Lineage: Eukaryota; Fungi; Ascomycota; Sordariomycetes; Diaporthales; Diaporthaceae
Exons: 3
Coding region: 1-1788 (595 amino acids)
Biological process (GO): triglyceride catabolic process
Molecular function (GO): triacylglycerol lipase activity
Source: RefSeq, a predicted model, not a curated record